GUACAUAAACUUGGAAUACGGAAAUCAAACCACCUCAAAAGUUCUAGUCACAUGGAGAUCUUUUCUAUCUUCCCUUCAUGGCUUCUCCCAACACUACUUUUCCUCUCCAUGUUCUGCAUCUUUCUCUAUACUCUUAAAUCUAAUAAGUCGUCCAUGGUUGCCCCUAAGCUUCCACCAAACCCUCCAAAGCUUCCAUUUAUUGGGAACAUGCAUCAACUACUAGGCCAACCUCGUCAUCUAGCCUUUUGGAAACUUUCCCAAGAAUAUGGCCCAAUUAUGCUACUCAAAAUUGGUUCAAAACCUUGCGUUAUAAUCUCUUCUUCUGCCAUGGCCAAACAAGUCCUUAAAGAUCAAGAUCACAUACUGUGUUCUCGUCCAAUAAACAAGACCACCAAGCAACUAACAUACAACUAUGUGGACACUGCCUUCACACCUUACAGCAAUCACUGGAGGAAGAUGCGCAAGGUUUUGGUAUCUGAAUUCCUGGGCCCCAAUAGAGCUAGACUCUCUAACCAUGUGUUGUUAACCGAGGUGGAGAUCAUGCUUCGGUCUGUGUCGUUACAUCCAUCAAACAAUGCGAUAAACUUAAACGAGUUGUUUUUUGCAUUAGUAAAGGCGGUGACUUUUAAGGUGGCGCUUGGCUUGAACUACAGAGAACAACCACUGAAAGGUCCUUCGUUCGAAAUGAUACUUGAUGAAGUCUUGGAGUUAAUGAAUCCCUCCUUCGGUGAUUUUUUUCCAUGGUUAGGUAAAAUAAUUGAUCAAAUUAGUGGAAGGAAUCAUAAGCUAGGAAAAGUUUGUCGCAAUCUUGAUGCCUACAUCCAGUCGCACGUUGAUGACCAUGAUCACAAGAUUCAUAUUAAUGGCCAAGUUGACGAUGAUGACAAGGAUUUUCUUCAUACCUUGCUUGAGUUGUCUUCGAUGGAUAAUGCUUCUGAUGAUGAUCGGUUGACUAAAACAGAAAUCAAAUCUCUUAUAGUGAACAUCUUUACUGGAGGAAUUGAUACAACCGUUGCAACGAUGGUUUGGGCAAUGUCCGAGAUCAUUAGAAGUCCGAGAGUGAUGCAAAAGUUGCAAAGCGAAAUCCGAAAUUGCGCAGGGAGAAAACAAAAGCUAGAUGAAAUGGAUGUCUCAAAAAUGACCUACUUGAAGAUGGUGGUGAAAGAGACACUAAGAUUGCAUCCUCCAGCCGCAUUGUUGCUCCCACAUGAAAGCUUAAGCCAUUGCCAAAUAGGUGGUUAUGACGUGCUUCCAGAUACGAUGGUUUUAAUUAAUGGGUGGGUAAUAGGAAGAGAUCCAAACAAAUGGGGGGAGAAUGCGGCUGAGUUCUACCCAGAAAGGUUUGAGAAUCUUGAGGUGGAUUUCAGAGGGGGGAAUUAUGAGAUGGUUCCCUUCGGAGGGGGAAGAAGAACUUGCCCAGCGGUGAAAACAGCUCCAGCGACUGUUGAGUUCACCAUCGCAAACCUUUUGUAUUGGUAUGAUUGGAAAAUUCCUGGUGGAGUGAAGAACGAAGACUUGGAUAUGCUGGAGGAGGGUUCUCUGGUUCUCCAUAGGAAAUUACCACUUUGCCUUAUACCCAUUAAACAUAACUGGGAAGAGUAGCAUCACUUCCUUCUACCAACGUUGUUCCAAUCAGAAAUCUAGAACUUAUAUUUUUCUUGACUCUUUUAAUUCGACACUGAUAUUGUACGUUACAUGUAAUUCGUGUACAUGGUCAGUGAUGUAGUACACGUGGCUUUUCUUGGUCUAAAUAAAAAUUGAUGUGGUAAUGUGUAAA
Molecule: messenger RNA, 1777 nt
Organism: Lactuca sativa (garden lettuce)
Lineage: Eukaryota; Viridiplantae; Streptophyta; Magnoliopsida; Asterales; Asteraceae
Product: parthenolide synthase
Molecular function (GO): iron ion binding; heme binding; monooxygenase activity
Source: RefSeq, a predicted model, not a curated record